Molecule: messenger RNA, 345 nt
Organism: Hibiscus syriacus
Lineage: Eukaryota; Viridiplantae; Streptophyta; Magnoliopsida; Malvales; Malvaceae
Product: glucan endo-1,3-beta-D-glucosidase-like
Exons: 2
Coding region: 16-285 (89 amino acids)
Source: RefSeq, a predicted model, not a curated record
AGGUGUAUAAAUAAUAUGGGGAAGAAGUUGUGUGUGCCGAAAGAUGGAGUUGGCGAUGCUAAAUUUCAGAAAAACCUCGAUUGGUCACGUGGCCGAGGCAUCGAUUGUGGUCAGAUUCAAUCCGGUGUCAUCUGCGUCGAACCGGCGAUCGUCAGGUAUCGUGCAACAUUCGCCAUGGGUUCUUACCAUCGGAGGAAAGGAGAAAUUGAUAGCGCCAGUGAUUUUAGUAACACUGCUCAGACAACAACCAAGGAUCCAAGUGAAGGGAAAUGCAAACAUGUUUGAAGGUUACUAGGAAAGAUCAUUUAUGAGUGAAGGUUUUUACUUUGCUCCAAAAAAAAUUCC